AUGGGAUGGUAUAGAGGAGGAGGAGGUUUUGAAGUGGAUGAGGAUUCCGCCAUUAGUGUGUACAUCGAGGAUAGGAAAGUGCCAUUUGAGAUUGAGCUAGUUGGGCAUGACGAUUUACCUCAAAGAGUCAUUAAGGUCCUACUAGACAUCUCUUCGACUAUCGAGAACAUUGUCUCUUCCUCUAGUACUACCUUCAAGUUGAAAAAAGUGAUGAUAGUCGAUCCUAAGGAGCGAGUCAAAUUGUUAGAUUCGAUAGGUUUUGGUUUGGAGAGUGGGGUUAAUGUUCAUAGCUCAUCCACCAUGGCUUAG
This is a messenger RNA of Dovyalis caffra, 309 nucleotides long. Lineage: Eukaryota; Viridiplantae; Streptophyta; Magnoliopsida; Malpighiales; Salicaceae. The record is from the annotation of a GenBank genome assembly.